CAACGCUGAAACCGAUGGGCUGCGAAGGACACUGACGACGCAGGGUUCCUGGAUGUGUCUCUGGGUUGGGCCGAAAGGGAACGAGGCCCUAUGGUGGUGUCUGAGCGCGGCCCGCGAGGUGCGGCCGGUAUGCUGAUCGAGACGAACUCGCAGAAUGCCAAAGGGGCAACUCGCGGCCGCCGCUUCGUCUUCCUCGCCCAAAAGCCUCAACAACCCUAAUCAAGGAACUCGACUACUGCCGCCGGUGGAAUGGUCGUCAUCCGUUCGUCUGUCUCUGGUGGCACGUCUGUCCCUCCUUGCCCGACGUACCCUGACACCAGGUUGCUCCUAUCUAAGGACUCACAGAAGUCUGAAGUCUCAAGACGUUUUCGAUUCCUCAUCUAAAUCUUUCGUCUCCUCCCUCACAGAUAAAGGAGCUACUACAUGCAUGGUGCAACAAUCUAACUAUGAAGAGAGUUGGUUGGGAUCCUCAAGUUGUGACAGAAGAAGCGACGACCCUCAAGUGGCGCGUAUUUGGCCACACGAGGGCCUAGACGAGUGCCAUGAUGCGAUCGUGGAGGACGGUGCAUUAUCUAACACACCACACAGAGUGAGCAUUGAAGACAAAUCGAGGCAUAAGCAAGAUAGAGACAUUGAAUAGACAAGAGUGGCAAAGAUAGGCUUGUUGAAGGGCCAGAUAGGGUCCGGGUAAGAUAGGGUCCGGGCCUUAACCUCAAAAGUUGAGGUUCCAAAAGGAAUUUGGGCAUGCGGUUCUGGAGUUAAGUCUGUCCAUAUGAAAUAUGAACGCUCGCC
Molecule: messenger RNA, 792 nt
Organism: Cucurbita moschata (crookneck pumpkin)
Lineage: Eukaryota; Viridiplantae; Streptophyta; Magnoliopsida; Cucurbitales; Cucurbitaceae
Exons: 2
Coding region: 155-640 (161 amino acids)
Source: RefSeq, a predicted model, not a curated record